AUGCUUGAGCCAUCACACCUAUCUGCCCAACCGCUUGGGGACGAAGUAGAUGUAGACUCGCUCGAUCUCGCCAGUCUGUAUCGGGAAUUGCAUCUCAGUGAUCGGAUACGGGAGUCCAUCGUCCAGGAGAACCUCGCCGCACAGACGCGAGCGACUGUGGAGGACGAUGCCUUUGACACAUGGAGCCAUUACCGCCGCAACAGGCAAGAUGAGACCGACUGCGAGACUCCUCCACGCCCCAACCACGCUGGAGCAUGGCCUACCGAGCACCCGGAGUCCAGAACGCAUCCUCACGCGGAGAGGCCAGUCGAUACCGUCGCCAUCCUCCAGAAGAUUGACGCGCAACGAGCUGCGUUGCGCGCCAGGGUUAACGAGCUCUCCCGCGGAAAGCUGCGGUCGCUUUCCGUUAUCGACCUGCCUCUUGACAUUCUCCAAUUAAUCUUCGACCUUGCCAUCGGGAACGAGAGUGACAAACGCGCUCGUGUGCGCCUCGUCGCCAGUUGCAGGCUUACGUGCAACAUCUUUGAGCAGAUGGCCGCGCCACGCCUCUUCCCGAUCCUGAACGUCGCUUUAGACGAGCAGUCCCUACACCGGGCGCGACAAAUAUCUCACAGGCCACUCCUUGCGUCUGGGGUGCGCGAGGUCGUCGUCGACAUGCGCUACGUUCCCGAAGACCUUGUGACGGACAAGAAGGACGUUCUUCGGCAAGUCAUGCACCGUGCGGCCAACAUGAGGGGGUUCUUCUACAAGUCAUAUCAGGCCCGCAUGGUUGGCCCAUACAGCCACGCGCUUGCUGAUUACAGGGCGUAUCGACGGGAGCACCGAAAGCAGCGACGGCUCGUCGAGGACAAGACUUUUACCAACACCCUGGUGGAGGCGUUGACGAGGAUGCCGCGAGCAAGAUCUGUUCGGUUCAAGGAUGAACCUGAUACCGAAGAUGAGGAGGAUGAAGAUGUAGAGGAUAACGAAACCCAGUCUCUAGGAACCCGCAGUCUGGAGAAGAGGGGAAAAUCCCAGGCUUCAGUCACACGCCUCGGCUGGAAGUCGAUAGAACGGCUUCGGCGCUCCUCGGGUGGGGAUGAAGGCAGAACCUCGGAGCGGCCGGCGUGGGAUGAGCUUAAGAGGGCCUGCGCCAGCCUCAGGACCGUAAAUUUGGACGGGACCUUAGGCGGGAACCUGAGCAACAAGAGUACCCGCGCCCACCACCUGCCACCCUCGGACAAGAGUAUGGUGGACGAAUUCCUUGGCGCGGUCCUUUCCGGACCAUCGCUAUCUUCAGUAACACUAUCCAUGUAUGCUUUCGGCCUCACUUCCAGUCCUAGUAGAGGCCGGUACGAGCUAUACCACGCGGAUGCGAUCUUAUCCGCCAUCUCGUCCACGUGCAUACAGAGUCUAGUCCUGUCCAACGUGAGCACGCACCCCGGCCCGCUCGAGCGCCUCCUCAACAACUUACAUGGCAAAGCGACAAAACUAUUUCUCGACGAUGUCUGGCUGCUCCAGGGUAGCUGGGGAGGCGUGCGCGAGAUCAUCGCCACCCGUUUCGCGGGUCGGCACCACCGCGACGAGCUGUGGCUAAGCCUCUGCGACUUAAUCGGCGGAGAGUACGGAGAGAGGGGUUAG
Parascedosporium putredinis is the source of this 1620-nucleotide messenger RNA. The record is from the annotation of a GenBank genome assembly. Lineage: Eukaryota; Fungi; Ascomycota; Sordariomycetes; Microascales; Microascaceae.